UAACAAAUGAGUUUGCUUCAUUUCAGAGGGGAUAUAUAUAGUAACUGAUCAUGUGACCUGUCUCAAAGGCUUUUAGCUGCAGCAUUGAAGGUCUUGAAUAACUGAUGAAGAGCAUGAUGGUUUGAAAUGUCUAGUAUCAACGCAGAAGUGGAAGUCGGUCUGCUGUAUUUUCAAUUUUCCCCAUUUGUCUGGUGACAUGAUGUCUGGAAAAUAUUUGGAUGUCAGAACCUUUUCCUUCCCCUCUAAGACAUAAAAGUCUAUUUCAAUAAUUGACACAUUUAAAGUCCCUCCACUCAAGAAUGUGUGUUUCUUAUUGUUUGACCGUCACUGUGCAGAAUGUUUGUGCAGUAAUACUGGAACAAUUAGUCAAUUUAUUGUCUGAGAGAAAAUAGUUUGACAGCAAUUUUGCUUUUCAAUAAACAGUUUAUAAAGGUAUACAAAUGCUAAAAGUUAAUGUGGUCAUUUUUAAUACAUUUUAAUGACACAUAAAAACGUUUUCCUAAUGCUGGACUUAUUAUUCCUACGCUGUUGCACUGCUACAUUUACUUAAUUGAAUAUAAUUGACUUCUUACAACAACAGGGGGACAUUAAAACAAACGUUGCAUUUUUUUUUUGUUUCUUAUUUUUUAUUUUUUUAUUUUAUAAACUAUAAGUACUAGACAUCCUGAUAUACACUCCAUACCAGUUGGUGGCGAUAAAGCACCAAUUCAUUGUUUACCAACCGCGACUAAACCUCAAAAAAGAAGAAGAAGAAGAACAAACGUUGCAUCUACUCGGACAUUUUAGUCUGCGAAACCGGAAAUGCGUGCGUCGUUGUUUUUAUUCCCCCCCAACCAACAUGAAGGAAGCGAACAUGACUUUCCCGGUAAGUAUGGGGGCUCUGCUUCAGGCGGACCUCCAGGAGGACGCCCAGUACCGGGACGACGGCUUGUGUGUCGUAGGUGUUUUCGGUAAAAGCAGCACGAUGCAGCCCGGCCCGCAGAAGGAGACCAUCCUCAACAACUUGGCGGACAAACACAUCUUCUCGCUGUUCGACGACGGACCGGAGGACGGCAACAUCCGGGCUUUCUACCACCAGGAGACUCGCGUGCUGUACCUGCUUCUCUCCUCCGUGUGCGACAGCCGGCAGCUGCUGCUGGCCUGCGAGUCUCUGAGCGCCGGCGCGGCCCACUCGGAUGCGCACGACGUGUGGACGGGUCUGGACCGACAGCACUGCCUCCACCUGCUCUACCUGUUCUCCGUGUGCCACGUGCUCCUGCUCGUGCACCCGAACCAGACCUUCGACGUGACCCACGACCGUCUCUUCAGAGCGCUGGACGCCCUGCGGCAGAAGGUGCUGCCUCUGAUCCGAGCUGCCAUCAAAGACUGUCCGGUGUCCAAAGAGUGGAAGGUGAACUGUCGGCCGUGUCCUCCGCGUCUGCUCUUCGUGUUCCAGAUGAACGGCUCUCUGAAGGUCUCUGCAAACGGCUCAGAGUCUGGAGGAAACCCUGACAAGCCCAAAAAGCACUCCCCCAGGAGGCGGCUGCAGCACGCGCUGGAGGACCAGAUUUACCGCAUCUUCCGUAAAAGCAGAGUCCUGACCAACCAGAGCAGCAACUGCCUGUUCACCGUGCCCGCCAACCAGGCCUUUGUGUACGUGAUCCCGGCGGCGGACGAGGACCCCGUGGGCUCCCUGCUCGGCCAGCUGCGGUCCAACUGCGCCCUGCUUGAACCGGACUCCACGCCGGUGGUGUCGGGGCCGAGGCGCUACCAGCAGAUGCGGCGGUCGGCUCGGCAGCCCGGCUGCGGCGGAGACCCGGCCAGCGUGUUGAUGGGCGGUCAGCUGGUGGACUGCAGCCUGAAGGAGUUCCUCUGGCAGCACGUCGAGCUGGUGCUGACCAAGAAAGGCUUCGACGACAGCGUCGGCCGCAACCCGCAGCCGUCGCACUUUGAGCUGCCGACCUACUCCAAGUGGGUCCAGGUGGCCUCGAAGCUCCACCAAGUCCUAGUCGGCGACGCGGAGGAAGAAAUAGUGGAGCUGGCCUCCAAGGUGCAAGGCCAGCUGAAGGUGUUGGAGGGUUUUCUGGACGCUGACACAAAGUUCUCUGAGAACAGGUGUCAGAAAGCUCUGCCGCUGGCUCACAGCGCUUACCAGUCCAACCUCCCCCACAACUACACCACCACGGUGCACAAGAACCAGCUGGCGCAGGCUCUGCGGGUGUACAGCCAGCACGCCCGUGGCGUGGCCUUCCAGCGCUACGCUCUGCAGCUGCACGAGGACUGCUACAAGUUCUGGAGCAACGGCCACCAGCUGUGUGAGGAGCGCAGCCUGACCGACCAACACUGCGUCCACAAGUUCCACCUGCUGCCUCAGCCAGGAGAGAAGACGGACAUGGAUCGCAACCCGCCCAUCCUGAACCACAACAGCAGGGGGCGCUCCACCAGCUCCUGUAACUGUGGCAGGAAACAGGCUCCACGCGAGGAUCCGUUUGACGUCCAGGCGGCUAAUUAUGACUUCUACCAGCUGCUGGAGGAGAAAUGUUGCGGGAAGCUGGAGCGGAUCGAGUUCCCCGUGUUCCAGCCCAGCACCCCCGACCCGGCCCCGGCCUGCAACCAAGCUCAGGAACCCCCGAGCGAGGCGCCGGCGUUGGCGCCAGCGUUGGCGCCGGCGUUGGCGUCGGUGUCCGGCGAGGUGGAGCAGCUGAAGGAGCCGAGCACCGCCCAGAGCCACACGCCCGCGGACACCAGCCUCAGCCUGGCUCUCAGCCUGGGCCAGUCCACCGACAGUCUGGGGCCCUACGGGGACGGAGAAGGAACUGAAACACAAGUCCAGAAGAGGCCGAGCCUCGUGGACCGGCAGCCCUCCACUGUGGAGUACCUCCCGGGAAUGAUGCACUCUGGCUGCCCCAAAGGUCUGCUCCCAAAGUUCUCCAGCUGGUCGCUGGUCAAACUGGGCCCGGCCAAGUCCUACAACUGCCACACGGGUCUGGAACAGCCGGGCUUCCUACCCGGCUCCUCCUUCCUGUUGCCGUGGGACCUGGUGAUCCGCUCUCGGUCAGAGGAGGACAACACGGGACUGACGGAGCCGUUGGACGGAGGCACCUCCUCGUGGCCGGCCCCCAACAAGACCCUGGUGGGGAAGCGGGGGAGCACCGGCGGGCUCGGCCGGAGCCGCAGGAGGGACGACGUGGCUCGCAUCUUCGUGGGGUUCGAGUACGAGGACGUCCGGGGGAGACGCUUCAUCAGCUGCGGGCCGGAUAAGAUCGUGAAGGUUCUGGGGCCGGGGGGCGCCAAAGACCCCGCCACCAGGGUGUUGAACACCGACAUGCCGCUGUACAUCCCGUCUCCCUCGCAGGGCCGCGGACUGAAGUCUCACUUCGCCCAGCUGACUCGCCUUUUUGUUGUGGUACCUGACGCCCCUCUGGAGGUGACUCUCAACCCACAGGUGCAGCCCGGUCCUCCUCCCUGCCCAGUGUUCCACCCGGAGCAGACAGAUUUGGUGUUGCCGCCUGACGGUUUUUGGGUUCUGCGGUUCCCUUAUUCCUACUCGACGGAUCGCGGCCCCUGUUACCCCCCCAAAGAGAACCAGCCCCUCAACAACCACAAGGUGCUGCGAGCCAUCCUGAAGGCCACGACCGCUAAUCCCCCGCCACCGUGAGCUCUGACAGUAUGAAGAACUUCUUAUUUAUUUAUAGGUCCUGAUACGGGAUGAGGAGGUGAACCCCAAAACCUCAUCAGACCUCACCCAGACCUCAUCAGGUUGCAUUUCCUUUAAAUGUGCUGACACAUCUUUUACAACACAAGUCAAACAAAAUCCACUUUCCUGCUCCCAGAGGAAGAAAACAUCCAAACUUUAAAGUUUACAUUUUUAGCUCAAGUUACUCUUGUUUAUUUUUUUAUUUUUCGUGUGAAAUGCACGUUAAAGCGCUUACGUCAUGGUUUUGUAUAAAGCUCUGUGUACCUGGCACACUCGGACACCAAGCCAGCGUUCUUUAGGUUCAUACACGUGGAAGAGCUCUUCAUUCUGGAGCCGAAAACCUUUUUUUCCAGUUUGGACUUGUGGCUGAAACAAACAAACCGGCUUAUUGUUGACGUACUGGAACAAAUAAAGGUCAGCAGCACAGUGUGAACUAAAGAAUUAAAGGCUGUGGACGAGUGUCUGAACUAA
Molecule: messenger RNA, 4147 nt
Organism: Anarrhichthys ocellatus (wolf-eel)
Lineage: Eukaryota; Metazoa; Chordata; Actinopteri; Perciformes; Anarhichadidae
Gene: smg8
Product: SMG8 nonsense mediated mRNA decay factor
Exons: 5
Coding region: 839-3637 (932 amino acids)
Biological process (GO): nuclear-transcribed mRNA catabolic process, nonsense-mediated decay
Source: RefSeq, a predicted model, not a curated record